Messenger RNA from Annulohypoxylon truncatum, 2345 nucleotides. RefSeq names its product putative cytochrome P450. Lineage: Eukaryota; Fungi; Ascomycota; Sordariomycetes; Xylariales; Hypoxylaceae. The transcript has 4 exons. Bases 278 to 1963 code for a protein of 561 amino acids. The record is from RefSeq and is a predicted model, not a curated record. Gene Ontology annotation, molecular function: oxidoreductase activity, acting on paired donors, with incorporation or reduction of molecular oxygen; iron ion binding; heme binding.
CAUCAAAUCACAACUACCGUCCCCAUGGAGGUGUACCUACUUCGUACCUAAAUUGGAUUGAUUGAUUGGGUGGUUGGUUCAAGGUUGGUUGGUUUUGGCUGCGUGCUCCAUCGCGGGCGCUUGCGCUAGGUCCCGUAUCUAGUGUGCCUACGCAUCCCUGACCCCUCCAGCCUUCUUCGCCCCCGUCUAUGGACCCCCCCGGACCUUACCCUAUUGUCUUGCAAGUCGCUCAUGCAAACCCUCUUGCUUUCUUUCACCUCUCGCAUCUUCCUCCAAAAUGGCGUGGCUUACCAUCUUAUCCGCCGCCGGCGUCAUGCUGUGCACUACUCUCGUAUACUUGACUCAAGUUGUCUACAACCACCGUCGCAAGAUCAAUGAGCUUCGCAAGCAAGGCGUUCCUAUGCCGAAGGAAUGGAGCUGGAUUACAGGCCACCUCACUGUGCUUCAGAAAUACGUGAACGGAAUCCCCCCAGAUGCUGCCGUGGCAUUCGCCAUGAGAGAUCUUUGCCAGGAAUAUACCGACACCGAAGUUUUCCUCAUGGACUUUUGGCCAGUAUAUCCUCCUCUAUUUACAAUCUUCGGUCCUGGAGCCAUUAGUCAGGUUUGUAACAAGUACAAUCUGCCAAAGACAAAGGUUGCGUUUAGGUUUAUGGAACCGAUAUCUGGCGGACCUAACCUUGUCACUAUGAAUGGGGAAGAAUGGAAAUACUGGAGAUCUUUGUUCAACUAUGGAUUCAGCACCGGAGCCAUGCUCAAUAAUGUUCCUCACAUUGUCGAUUCGAUACUGGUCUUCCGCGAGAAGCUUGUCGAGAGGAUUGGGAAGGGCAUGUUUUCUUUAGAUGAACUUGCAACCAAGGUUACAAUGGAAAUUAUUCUGAAAGUUACUCUAGAUGAUGAUUCAAACUACCAGAGGUCGCCUCAUGUCCUUGCAACUGCACUUGGGCGUGUGACAGCCUGGCAUUCGUUUUGGGAUCCUCGAGUGUUGAUGCAUCCUUUCCGGCCCUUCGUUCAGAAGUACAACGGGUAUGUUAUGAACACAUAUAUCCAUAAAGAGCUGGAGAAGCGUUUCCAGGAAAUCAAGGAGUCUAGGUACUCAGAUGAUUAUAAGGGGAAACCCAAGUCGAUCAAAUCCGUCACCACACUCGCUUUCGAAGCAUACAUCGCCGAAAGGCAAGACACAGAUGCUCUUCGAGUAGACAAGCUUGACAAGACUUUCGCAGAUUAUGUCGCGUACCAGAUCCGAACUUUUGUUUUCGCAGGAACAGAUUCGACUGCCUCUAUAAUGGUCUACGUCUACCACAUGCUUGCUAAGCAUCCUGACUGGCUUGAAAAACUGAGAAAAGAACACGACGAGAUUUUCGGACAAGAGCCUGCCGACGCUGCUGGCAUCUUGAAGGAGAAUCCCAGUCUUCUGAAUAGCUGCAAGCUCACGCUCGCGUUCAUAAAGGAAACACUGCGCCUCUAUGGACCGGCCGGAACCUUACGCUCCGGAGCACCAGGUAUCACCAUCACGGACUUGCAAGGCAACCAGCAACCUAUGGAGUAUGCUGGCGCAAACGUACUCCACCAGGCAUUGCAUCUCAAUCCUCGGGUAUGGCCAAGAGCUACCGAGUUCCUACCGGAGCGAUUCCUUGUCGGGCCCGAGCAUGAGCUAUACCCAGAUCCGGCAGCUUACCGACCUUUCGAACAAGGUCCCCGGAAUUGCAUCGGGCAAACGCUGGUCUGGAAUGAGCUUAGGAUUGCUGUCAUUCUUACUUGCCGGGACCUAACUAUCAGAGAUGCCUACGAUGACUUCGACGCCAAGAGAGAGAGCGAGAUGAGUAUUUACGAGAGACUGAAGGAAAAAAUCUUCGGAAAGCCUAUCAAAACGCUGUAUGGAGAUAGGGCAUAUCAGACGGACACAGGGGGUUUACAUCCUGCGGACGGGUACCCUUGCUAUGUCGAGUGGGCAAAAGAUCACUAAAGAAUAUUCAUACAUGGGUAGGAUAAUGAGGUAACCACGGCCUGAUUGAGAAUCAUGGCACUUAAUUCGGAUGAAAUGUCAUAACUACAACUCCUCUUUCCCACUGAAUCGUAAUUCUAAGAACUAACUUUGCUCUAUGAAAUGAGUGGCUCGAGGAACUGCUGUUGAUACAGUACCUACAUGGCAUAGGGCAAGAAGAUGGACCUCUAAAUUUAGAAGUCAAGCUUCCCCAAUCAUCAAUAGAGGAGGCCAAUUAAUUAAGUCAAUAUAUAAAGUUCACAUGCUGUUAUCUUCAGAGCCUUCGCGGCAUCACCACAUGCGAAAAGAUGCGUGUAACUUGACCAUAGCAUCGCCCCCUAUUUGACCCGGUGGAUGGUAUGAC